AGUUAUUGAAAGAUGAAAAUAUGGCGAGUAAUCCAACCGUGUUUUUGUUGAUGCUGAGCGGACAAAUCGAAAGUGGAGAUUUUCCUGAGUUCGAGGACCUCUACCUAAAGUAUAAUUUUGUUUUUGGACCAGAUUGGGUGAUAACAUCGGGUCUAGAGGAAGGUAUCUCACAGGUAUCCAAGAAGUCUAAAGAUGGACGACAACUGUUUGUCUGGAACUUUCCACUGGAAGUCACUUUCAAGAGCACCAACCCUCACGGAUGGCCUCAGAUUGUUGUCAGCGUUUAUGGUUUAGAUCACUAUGGCCUGGCCAUUGUUCGAGGAUACGGAGCUGUUCACAUACCAAUAUCGCCAGGAAGACACCAAAGAAUUCUGCCAAUGUUUGUUCCUGAGUCUUCGUCAAGAUUCCAAAAGCUCACAAGUUGGGUUCUGAGUAGAAGGCCUGAGUUUGUUGACGUCAAUGUAGUGGCAAGGGGUGAAGGCAGAGAAGUCACGAGGGUGCGAUCUCAAGGUCACGUCAAGGUCACCUUCAACAUCAUCACUCGCGACAUGAAAAAACUUGGCUACGACGUUGCGUCAUCAACGAUCAGUGUCCCUGGGGCAGACACUGCAGCUGCCUUAGCCGGGGCAUCAGCACCGGCACAGGGGGCAGCCGCUGCCGCCCAGCAGACCAUGGAAGGUGAAGGGGUCAGCGAAACAGUAACAUGAGAUACUAUCGGGGUCAAUCACAGCAUGAGACUGUUUUUUGCUCAACUUGAUUGUAAAUUUAAUUUGUUACUUCUAAAGCCCCAUUUACACCAAACUCCUCACUAUGUUCUAAAAAAUGUGUGCAAACCGAGUGGACGUAGUAACAACUUUCUACAGCAAGUUUACGUACUUCAUGCAUGGGCUUGAUCAUGAUGGUGCUCCAGAACUUUGAGCCUGCUCAAAAUUUACGGGCAAUUUACUUGGCAAUUUACUUAAAAUGAGAAGAAGCUACUCUGAACGGAAUUGCCAUACUUGGAUCCAACUAUGAACAUGCUUGAUGUGUGGGGUCGUGCAUUAUUUGGAUUUAUGUGUGCUCACAGACCGGGUUCGUUUGUAGCAUGUUCAUUUAACCUACUAAGGUUACAUUAAAUAGCCAAAGCUGUACAUUCCAGUCAGACCAAACCCAUUUGACAAUUUUCUUAGGACUGUUCAGGACGCUUCGAGAACUAGUUUGGUGUGACCCAGCCUUUUCCCUCAUGUACAGUGUAUUUGUGUGUUUUUAUAGCCAGAGAGGACCAACUCUGGGGUGUACAGUAGUGUAAGCCAUUUGCAUAAAAGUUUUAUUGUAAAUAGAAACAAAAUGCCUGGCGCAAUGACGGUCCUGGACCCAACUCCAUAGAGCUUACAGAGCUGCUGAAAAUCCAUUCUGUAUAUAGAGCAGGCCUGAUACUUAGUGGAGGCAACGGAGGCGAUUGCCUCCAUGCCCCCUGGUCAUUGCCUUGGUGCCCUUGCAGUGCUCCAGUAGAAAUUUACAAUUUCCCCAUAGGGUGCCCUUUCCAAGCAUACAGGCCUGAUAGAGGAUUUCACAGAUUAGCAAAGAAUUGACGUGUGCACACAACUUCAAGGUACUUUUAACAAUGGAACCAUGCUAUCCCACAACGUUUUCUUUUUGAUAAAGUGGUACCCCACAGAGAAUUGCUUUAGAAAAGGAAUAGUAGAACAGCAAUAGCAAGACCCCACAAACGAGAUCUGUAGGGGGGUAGGUGUGUACUUCAUGUAUCAAACAUUCUUUGCUUACAUAGCUAGUUUGGUGCUGACCCUGUAAGUAGAGAAGUGUUAUAAUAGAUGUUAAAUUUGCAUCGGGGAUAAGGAUAUUAGUUUUGGUUUUUUACCCAUACACCGAUGUGUG
This is a messenger RNA of Asterias rubens (European starfish), 1875 nucleotides long. Its product is annotated as B9 domain-containing protein 1-like. The transcript has 7 exons. Gene Ontology annotation, cellular component: MKS complex. The record is from RefSeq and is a predicted model, not a curated record. Gene Ontology annotation, biological process: cilium assembly. NCBI's taxonomy places the organism in Eukaryota, Metazoa, Echinodermata, Asteroidea, Forcipulatida, Asteriidae. The coding region runs from base 21 to 707 and encodes 228 amino acids.